Drosophila melanogaster (fruit fly) is the source of this 2527-nucleotide messenger RNA. It is a transcript of the gene vtd, whose product is annotated as verthandi. The record is from RefSeq and is marked reviewed. The transcript has 9 exons. Gene Ontology annotation, biological process: sister chromatid cohesion. Gene Ontology annotation, cellular component: nucleus; chromosome; cohesin complex. Bases 88 to 1989 code for a protein of 633 amino acids. NCBI's taxonomy places the organism in Eukaryota, Metazoa, Arthropoda, Insecta, Diptera, Drosophilidae.
AUAUCGAUAAUUUGAUAAAAAAGCAAACAGUUUUAGGUGAUGAUGCGAAAGGCAUUUUAUAUAGAUACAAAUAUUUACUAGUUUAAAAUGUUCUAUGAGCACAUUAUUUUGGCCAAGAAAGGCCCCCUAGCCAGGAUCUGGUUGGCAGCACAUUGGGACAAAAAAAUUACAAAGGCCCAUGUAUUUGAAACUAAUAUUGAAAAAUCAGUGGAAGGGAUUUUGCAACCAAAAGUAAAAUUAGCGUUGAGAACGUCUGGACAUUUAUUGCUAGGUGUUGUUCGCAUUUAUUCCAGAAAAGCGAAGUAUUUAUUAGCUGAUUGCAAUGAAGCCUUUGUCAAGAUUAAGAUGGCUUUUCGACCAGGCAUGGUCGACUUACCAGAAGGGCACAGAGAAGCUAAUGUUAAUGCAAUAACACUCCCAGAAGUUUUUCAUGACUUUGAUACAGCCCUGCCCGAAUUAAACGAUAUUGAUAUUGAGGCUCAGUUUUCUAUAAAUCAGUCCAGAGCUGACGAGAUAACAAUGAGAGAAGAUUACGGUAGUUUGUCUCUUUCCUUACAAGAUGACGGAUUUGGUGAUAUAGGCUUUGAAGCAGAAACGCCUGAAAUUAUACGAUGCUCUAUACCUUCAAAUAUUAAUGAUAAAAUAUUUGAUAAUGACGUUUUGGAAAAUAUUGAGUCUCUGGAUCCACAUUCAUUGGACGCCCAUGCUGAUAUGCCUGGUUCUCGAUUGGAUGGUGAUGGGUUUGGAGAUUCUUUUGGACAACCAGCCCUUUUUGAAGACGAUCUUUUUGGUGAUCCUUCUCAACCAGUUGAGCAGAUUACAAAAGAAUCUACUACUGUUCUCAACGCAGAUGAUUCUGAUGAAGACGCCAUUGAUAAUAUUCAUAAUGUCCCUUCGCCUGCAACCUCGCUCGUUAAUUCGAUUGAAGAUGAGAAAGAGGAAAAUAAUUUAAAUGGACAUGCAAGUGUGUCCGAAAAUGUGCCAAUGAAUGAAAUAACGCUUGUUCAAAACGAGGAUGAGGGAUUUGCGUUAGCUCCUUUAGAUGUCUCAAUGUAUAAAGGCGUUACAAAAGCCAAACGCAAAAGAAAACUUAUUAUUGACGAAAUAAAAAAUAUUUCUGGAGAGGAAAUGAAGGCUCAGUUAGCCGACACAUCUGAUAUAUUAACCACACUUGAUUUAGCCCCACCAACAAAAAGAUUAAUGUAUUGGAAAGAAACUGGAGGUGUCGAAAAACUUUUUUCAUUACCAUCGCGAUCCAUACCAGCUAGAGCUUUGUUUGGUAAUUACAAUAGACAGUUGUUUUCGCAUUCAACAUUCUUUGAGGACUUCUCGAGUGUUGUGCCAAUGGAAAUUCUUGCACUGGAAUUUUAUACCAAAGAGAACGAGAACGCAUUAAUUAUUUUUAAUAAAAAAGGUCGCAAACGUAAGAAUGAUAAUAUGUCCAAUUUGUUUUUGGACCAUGUCCCCGAUUCAGUUGUUCAAAGUUUGGAAGCUCCGGAAGUCCUGAGAGCGAAUCAUAAAUCUCUAGGGGUAUCUACCGUUUCUGUGGAGAUUGUAUCAAAAGAGCAAGAAAGCAUUUCAUGUCAAAAUGAAUUAACAUUUUUUGAUAAUAUGCGAAGUCCGGACCUCUUGUCCUUAAAUGAAAUGGAACAGUUCUCAUCAAUAAAUGAGCUACCUUUAACACCAAGAAACAUGAAUCAUGAAAUGGGUGACGAUUUUAAUCAAGGAGACUCAACGCCAGCUGGGUUGGAUCAUGGUCAUGCCACUCCGCAGCAUGGAAAUAUUGGCGAGAUGGAUCACGACUCUGUUAUACCGACAAAAAAGACUGCAGUCAUUUUAAAUGAAUCUGUGGGUACAUCUGUACUAAGUGACAAUGGCGUUUCAAAAAGGACAAAUAAUAUUUUAAAAGGAUGGGACAACUAUGAAAUUCCCAGUUUCGUUGGCCAGGGUAUAAGACAUGCAGGGCACUGUUAUCAGCAAUAUCACUAGGUCUUACGGAACAUAAGUGUAUUGGUGUUUGUAAAAGCCAAUUCACGUGUAUUUUCCCAAUCCAACGCUGCUCAAAAGCUGCUACGCCGGAGAGACGCAUAGAUGACGAUCUUUUCGACGCUAUUUUUAUACACGUUACUCGUAGAUUAAAAGGGCAGAAACAUGAAGCGUUUCCGAUCAUAUAAAAAUCAUGGUGAUGAACAAAUGGAAAAUGAAACCGAUGAGCAAUUUGAAGAACGUGUUUUAAACAAGAGAGCCGCCCACCUUUUUAUUGACGUAAGAGCACAUUUUAUCGCCAAGGACAGCUUGGAACUUUCUCAGCUUACGUCAGGAAAUUCCAGAAAACAGGCGGCACAAAAAUUUUAUUCCCUCCUCGUCUUAAAGAAGUUUAAGGUGCUUCACAUUGAUCAAUCUGCUCCCUAUGCAGAUAUUACUAUUACUCGAGGACCAACGUUCGAAAACCCAAAAAUUUAAUAAGUUGAAUGUAAAUCUGUUUUAAUUUAUAUUGAUAAUUUAUUUUGAACAUAAGUACAAACUC